AACGGCUAAUAUGGAUGACAGGUUGAAUUUUAUUGUGGAGUGGUAUGAUCCUCAUGCUGCUCUCAUAAGAAGAUAUCAGUUUCUUUAUUAUACAAAGGAUAAUACAGUUGAGAUGUAUGAUAUAAAGAACAGAAGAAUUUUUUUGAAGCGUUCAAAAUAUGAUCAACUGGAGCUGUCAGACCUACACAUAGGUGCUAAUAUCAAUAUACAUUCAAGACAACUUAAAUUUGUUGAUUACGGUGAUGAGGCCACUAAAAAGAAACUCAGUUCCACUCUUGAAAAAACUAUAGCAAUGAUAAAACCAGAUGCUGUUUCUAAAGUAGGUCACAUUAUGGAUAUGAUAUUCAGUGAUGGAUUUCAUAUGAGUAAAGCUAUAAUGGCUCAACUCAGUAGAACUGAUGCUCAAAGAUUCUAUGCAGUGCAUCAACAAAAGCCAUUCUUUAAUGAGUUAGUGGAUUUCAUCACAAGUGGAAAGGUUGUAGCCAUGGAGUUGAUUGGUAAUGAUGCAGUUAAACAUUGGAGAACACUGGCUGGUCCCACUGACAGCGCUGUUGCCAGGAGUGAAGCACCAAAUAGUGUUAGAGCAAGGUUUGGAACAGAUAAACAAACCAAUGCUGUUCAUGGUGGAGACUCUCCUGAAAAUGCAGCAAAAGAAUUGAAUAUAUUCUUUGGUCCACAACCACAAAAAAAUACAGCAAAACUGUUAGAUUGCACUUGUUGUGUAAUAAAACCUCAUGCAGUCAGUGCAGGUCAUGCAGGAAAAAUCAUUAUAGCAAUUCAAGAUGCUGGUUUUGAAGUGUCCGCAUUGCAGAUGUUUAAUAUGGAAAGGGCAAAUGCAGAAGAGUUUUUUGAAGUUUAUAAAGGUGUUGUUGCCGAAUAUACAGAUAUGGUGCAAGAGUUAACAUCAGGUCCAUGUAUUGCCUUGGAGAUCACAGGAAAGGGGAAACAAACACCAGAUGAAUUCCGUGAAUUUGUUGGUCCAGCUGAUCCUGAAAUAGCCCGUCACCUACGUCCACGUACCUUGCGUGCUGUUUAUGGACAAGAUAAAAUCCACAAUGGAGUGCACUGCACAGAUCUUGCUGAGGAUGCUUUGUUAGAGACAGAGUAUUUCUUCCGCAUUUUGGCUCAGUAAAUGUAAUAGUUUUGGUUUUGUAAACUUUUUUGCAUCAAUAUGUAGUUUCAUUUACUUUAUGCCAUACAGUUAAAAAACACAGUGCUCUUGUCUUAGUACAUAAUGCUUAUUUUUUGACAGAAUCAUCUUCAAUUGCAAUGAUUAAGUACUGAGAAAUAAUUGUAAACUCGUAGUUGCUGUUGACAUAGGAAGUAAAGUAAGCAAAUAACACCGGAUAAACGGCAAGGUACGCAUGCAGUACAUGUUUACUAUAAUUUGACCUAGUAUUUACCUUGCUGUUUAUCCGGUGUUAUUUACUUACUCAAUUUCAAUGAUUUUUAUCUCAUUAGGGAAUGUUUAUUGAUUUGUAAAUUGUCUGAUACAUUUUGCAAAUACAGCUUGCAUUGACUUUUUGUAUAUAUAGUAUCCAAAAGUAGAACCAGUGGUUGGGUCGCAUGUGUUUCAGUUCCCAGCCAGAUGACAGAAAUUAUGUAAUAAUGACAUUAUGAAAGUAAAGCUUAUUGUCGUUUACUAA
Saccoglossus kowalevskii is the source of this 1646-nucleotide messenger RNA. Its product is annotated as nucleoside diphosphate kinase 7-like. Gene Ontology annotation, cellular component: centrosome; axonemal microtubule. The record is from RefSeq and is a predicted model, not a curated record. NCBI's taxonomy places the organism in Eukaryota, Metazoa, Hemichordata, Enteropneusta, Harrimaniidae. Gene Ontology annotation, molecular function: nucleoside diphosphate kinase activity. Gene Ontology annotation, biological process: UTP biosynthetic process; CTP biosynthetic process; GTP biosynthetic process.